This is a messenger RNA of Onthophagus taurus, 1247 nucleotides long. Its product is annotated as D-aspartate oxidase-like. The record is from RefSeq and is a predicted model, not a curated record. Gene Ontology annotation, molecular function: FAD binding; D-amino-acid oxidase activity. Gene Ontology annotation, cellular component: cytoplasm. NCBI's taxonomy places the organism in Eukaryota, Metazoa, Arthropoda, Insecta, Coleoptera, Scarabaeidae. Gene Ontology annotation, biological process: D-amino acid catabolic process.
ACGAAUUUUGUCUCAUAUUUGUCUCUUGAUACAGCAUGAAGCGAAAAAUCGCUGUUAUAGGCGCUGGCGUUAUAGGUUUAACGGCGGCGUUAAAAAUUCAAAAAGAAUACGGAGAAAGCAUCGUUGUCACCAUUUAUACAGCUGAUAAGAGUCCUAAUACAACAGGUGAUGUAGCCGCGGGACUUUGGGCACCGCAUCUAGUACAAGAUACUCCGGAAGAUAAAGUAUUAAAAUGGGCAAAAGAAACUCAAGAUUUCUUCUGGAAAUUAUGGAAAGAUGGUUAUGCGCUAGAUGCUGGUAUUUCUUUACAACCCGUGGUAAAUUUGUUAUGUGAUGAUACAAGUAUUCCGAAAUGGUCAACAAUUGCUAUUGGAUGUAAUGAAAUCAAAGGAAAGGAGUUGGAACGUUUUAAAAAUGAUCAUAAAAUUCCAUACACUGGAGGUUUUACUUUCACAUCAUUCACAUGCGAAUCAACAAAGUUUUUACCGUUCUUAGAAAACAUUUUUAUUAAUAACGGGGGACAAAUAAAAAUCGAAAAAAUUGAAAACUUCUCUCAAUUGAAGGACUAUGAUGUUAUUAUAAAUUGCACUGGGAUAUAUUCUAAGAUUUUAAUGAGUGAUAAUAGUGUUAAAGCGAUCAGGGGACAAAUACUAAGAGUUGAAGCAUCAUGGCAAUUUCAUACAGUUAUAGACGAUUCUGAUGAUGGCUGUUACAUCAUACCAAAUGCAAACUGUGUUAUAUUGGGUGGAACCCAUCAAUUAGAUGAUGAAGAUACAAAACCAAGAAUUGAAGACGCCACUCGUAUAAUAAAAGGUUGUAAACAAAUGAUACCAUCUCUUCAUGAAGCGAAGGUAUUGAGACAUCAAGCCGGCCUUCGUCCAGGACGUGAUCAGAUACGGCUUGAAUUAACAACGAUUAACUUAGGUAAUAAAUUGGUUCCGGUGAUCCACAACUAUGGACACGGCGGGAGUGGCGUUACAUUAUGUUAUGGCUGUGCAGGGGAAGUCGUCGAUCUUGUAAAGAUAGCCUUGACAAAGAGCAAGCUGUAAUUGCGAAUUAAACGUUGAGUUGAUCCGAAAUAAUGGUGUAAUAGCUUGUUUUGUUAUUGAAUGUCUCAAUAUUCUUGCGUUGAGGUUGGAAUUUAUAUUAUCCCUUUUAGAGUUUCUACAAAGUGAAGCAGAUUAAGUAUAUGAAUAAUAAUUAUGUGUUAUAAAAUCGAUUGUUUAGAAAAAACAAAUUAAAAUGGA